This is a messenger RNA of Suillus clintonianus, 856 nucleotides long. RefSeq names its product 60s ribosomal protein l27. The transcript is spliced from 5 exons. Gene Ontology annotation, biological process: translation. Gene Ontology annotation, cellular component: ribosome; cytosolic large ribosomal subunit. Bases 56 to 466 code for a protein of 136 amino acids. Gene Ontology annotation, molecular function: structural constituent of ribosome. NCBI's taxonomy places the organism in Eukaryota, Fungi, Basidiomycota, Agaricomycetes, Boletales, Suillaceae. The record is from RefSeq and is a predicted model, not a curated record.
CCUCGCCUAAAUCUAUUCAGCAUAGUCAAUACUCACCGUGCCGCCCAACGUCAAGAUGCCCAAAGUUUACAAGCCCGGAAAAGUCGCCAUCGUCCUGCAGGGCCGCCAGGCAGGCAAGAAGGUCGUCGUUAUUAAACAACUCGAUGAGGGAACCAAGGAGCGACCAUACCCCCAUGCCAUCGUUGCCGGCAUCGAACGCUACCCGCGAAAAGUUACCCGUACUAUGGGCGCCAAGAAACUGAAGCGGAGAAGCCGCGUUAAGCCUUUCAUCAAGGUGAUUAACUACUCGCAUCUGUUUCCCACGCGUUAUGCUCUGGAGUUGGAGAGCUUGAAGAACUCUGUGGCUGCCGAGCACUUCAAGGAGCCAUCACAACGGGAGGAUGCACGGAAGAACAUCAAAAAGUUGUUCGAGGAGCGUUACCAGACUGGAAAGAACAAGUGGUUCUUCCAGGCCCUUCGUUUCUGAUCGCUUAUCUUUUUAUCUGUGGUGCUUGGGAGACGACUUCGCAAAACUACAUGUACACCACAUGUCCAUACAUGACGCAUGCUUUUAUGCACCAUCCAUUGCAUGAUAUUUCUACGUGGAUGUGAUGCUUCCCGGUAUACACGUAACUUGCAAGCUCAACUCGUGCAAGUCGCUAGCUGGUCACUGAAUGCAGCUACAACUGCCUGCUUGUACGAUUCAUGUCGGACUUUGUGAUCGUUCGCCAUCGACUCGGAGUACUUGAGUCUGAUUGAGCCCCUCGUCAUUGAAUAUUGAGGUUGUAGUCACAAGUAGUCAUGCGAGUUGAGGAGCCUUUCUAAGACUUGAGUUGAUCGUAGACAGCUUUCUUGUGCUUUGUGCAUGCACCUCCCA